AUGGCAACCAAGAGCCCUCUUCUGGCCGCCCUCCUCGUCCUCGCCGUCAUCAUGGCGCCGCACGGUGCGGAGGCGGGCAAGGAGCUUCCACUAGCAAUCAUCUCCGGCAUAGUGCCAUGCAGCGCCGGGAACUCCAUCAACGCGGCUGUGGCUCCGCCAUUCCCGAACGCCGCUAUGCAGAUGGUGUGCGGCCGUGUUGUGAUGGCCAGCGGGAUGACGGACCGCAGCGGAAUGUACACCAUGAAAAUGGGCCUGGCCACCUCGUCAUUGCUCGCCCCUCUGCUCGGCAACCAGUGCAAAGUGGUGGUGAUCACCCUGCUGGCCGUGUGCAAUGCGUCCUUAGCCAGCGUCACUGGGACGCUGACCGCAUCGGUUCAGCUCCUGGGUAUUGACAGUGGCAGCGGCAGCGGCAUUCUGGGGGGCCUUGGCGGCCUAAUUGGCCUCAUCGGCCAGAUCGUUGGUGGCCUCCUCGGCGGCAUCCUUAACAUCAUCCCAUUGCCCUUCUCCACCGUAUAG
Triticum aestivum (bread wheat) is the source of this 516-nucleotide messenger RNA. Its product is annotated as phylloplanin-like. The record is from RefSeq and is a predicted model, not a curated record. NCBI's taxonomy places the organism in Eukaryota, Viridiplantae, Streptophyta, Magnoliopsida, Poales, Poaceae. The transcript is spliced from 2 exons. Bases 1 to 516 code for a protein of 171 amino acids.